Olea europaea var. sylvestris is the source of this 987-nucleotide messenger RNA. RefSeq lists its product as uncharacterized. The record is from RefSeq and is a predicted model, not a curated record. Lineage: Eukaryota; Viridiplantae; Streptophyta; Magnoliopsida; Lamiales; Oleaceae. Bases 1 to 987 code for a protein of 328 amino acids. The transcript has a single exon.
AUGGACGAGUACUCGUCAUCCAUUCCAAUUAGGGAAACAGCAGGCAGAAUUAUUAGAAGAUCAAUCUUUACUUUUCUGCAGAAAUAUCAGUACUUCACCUCAACUGCAGCACUUCUUGCAUUCCCAUUCGCUGCCUCGACUCUCCUAUCACAAGCUUUCCUCCCCUCAUCUGUCGUUCUUGCACUCAUUCAACGUCGUUUUAGAUCCCUUUUUCUAGCUGCUGGUUUUCCUCCCUCAUCAGAAUUGUUCGCAAUUCUCAAUCUUAAGCUCUCUCAAACUAUUGUUACAUAUUUUCUUGUUCUUCCGUUCUCCCUUUCCUUUCUCCUACUUGCUAAGGCGUACAUAAUCAAAUCGUUGAGCAAUCGUAAACCUGCAGGAGAAACUCCAUUUUCAUCUUGGAUUACACAAUACAAGUCGCUUUUCCAAACUCAAAUUUGCAGCUCAUUAGUCAUCCUUUCAGUAAAUGCUACUUGCUUCUCUCUUCUUCUUUUCGCUAUCAACUGUUUCGAUGUUCUAGGAAUAUCUGCUCCGGAAGCCUUGCUAUUCGUUUCAUCGGUGGGAGCUGUUGUCUAUUCGAUCAUUCUUGCCAAUGCCUACAUUAUAUGCAACAUGGCAUUGGUGUUGUCAGGAAUGGAGAAUCGUGGGGGCUAUCUUGCGAUUCUCAAGGCUUGUGUACUGAUCCAGGGUCGAUCUUCAACAGCGAUGUCAUUAGCCGUGGUAAUCAAUAUAGCCUUGGCUACUAUUGAGGCUUUGUUUCAAUACAGAAUUGUGAAGGCAUAUCGUCGAGCAGCCUCUCCCAAUUCAUCCAUGGCUCUCGAGGGGCUGUUUAUUGGAUACUUAUAUGGCAUUCUUCUUGUAAUCGAUACUAUUGUUGGAUGCAUAUUCUUCAAGAGUUGCAGAACUUUCAAGAGUGGUCAAGAGGAUUGGAACUCUGUUCAAAUACCAAUUGAAGAUGCAAGUUUAAAUACUUUAAAAGAGGUUCCAUGA